UUAUGUCCGACUCCGGCUGUUCUCCCUCUCAUACUAUCCACUCCCUCUAUUCUGACUCUCUCCCCGCCCUCGCCCCUCCCCUCCUCGAAAACAUAAAUCGGCCUUUCCCCCUCGCCAUCUUCUUCUUCUUUUCUCCCUCUCCCUUCUCUCUUUCUUCUUCAGACUACUUCUCUUUCUUUCCAUCUUUCUCUAUAUAUUCCUGUUUUCUAGAUACCCCAGUUAAAAAGUUCUCUCAAUCAAUCCUCCCUUCAAAAUGUCUAACCUUCCUCACGAGCCCGAGUUCGAGCAGGCCUACAAGGAGCUUGCCUCGACCCUUGAGAACUCCACCCUCUUCCAGAAGAACCCCGAAUACCGCAAGGCUCUCGCCGUCGUCUCCGUCCCCGAGCGUGUCAUCCAGUUCCGUGUCGUCUGGGAGGAUGAUGCCGGCAACGUCCAGGUCAACCGCGGUUUCCGUGUCCAGUUCAACAGCGCCCUCGGUCCCUACAAGGGUGGUCUCCGUUUCCACCCCUCCGUCAACUUGUCCAUCCUCAAGUUCCUUGGUUUCGAGCAGAUCUUCAAGAAUGCUCUCACUGGCUUGAACAUGGGUGGUGGUAAGGGUGGUUCCGACUUCGACCCCAAGGGCAAGUCCGACAACGAGAUCCGUCGCUUCUGUGUUUCCUUCAUGACCGAGCUCUGCAAGCACAUCGGUGCCGACACUGACGUUCCCGCUGGUGACAUUGGUGUCACCGGUCGUGAGAUCGGUUUCCUCUUCGGCCAGUACCGCAAGAUCCGCAACCAGUGGGAGGGUGUUCUCACCGGUAAGGGUGGCAGCUGGGGUGGUUCCCUCAUCCGCCCUGAGGCCACCGGUUACGGUGUUGUCUACUACGUCGAGCACAUGAUUGCUCACGCCACCAACGGCCAGGAGUCCUUCAAGGGCAAGCGCGUUGCCAUCUCCGGUUCCGGUAACGUUGCCCAGUACGCCGCCCUCAAGGUCAUCGAGCUUGGCGGUUCCGUCGUCUCCCUGAGCGACAGCCAGGGCUCCCUCAUCAUCAACGGCGAGGGUAGCUUCACCCCCGAGGAGAUCGAGCUCAUUGCUCAGACCAAGGUUGAGCGCAAGCAGCUCGCCAGCAUCGUCGGUGCUGCUCCCUUCAGCGACGCCAACAAGUUCAAGUACAUUGCCGGUGCCCGCCCCUGGGUUCACGUCGGCAAGGUCGACGUCGCUCUUCCCUCCGCCACCCAGAACGAGGUUUCCGGCGAGGAGGCCCAGGCUCUCAUCAACGCUGGCUGCAAGUUCAUCGCCGAGGGUUCCAACAUGGGUUGCACUCAGGAGGCCAUCGAUACCUUCGAGGCCCACCGUACCGCCAACUCCGGCGCUGCUGCCAUCUGGUACGCCCCCGGUAAGGCCGCCAACGCCGGUGGUGUCGCUGUCUCCGGUCUGGAGAUGGCUCAGAACUCUGCCCGCCUCAGCUGGACUGCUGAGGAGGUUGAUGCCCGUCUCAAGGACAUCAUGCGCGACUGCUUCAAGAACGGUCUCGAGACUGCUCAGGAGUACGCCACCCCCGCCGAGGGUGUCCUGCCUUCCCUGGUGACCGGAUCCAACAUUGCCGGUUUCACCAAGGUGGCUGCCGCCAUGAAGGACCACGGUGACUGGUGGUAAAUGCGAAAGCCGACCCCACGGCUUAUGUCAUGACGAUUAUGUAGUUUGAUGUUCCCUUUCAGCGCGAUGGAUAGAGGCGCCGGUGUUUUGGUAGUUUUAGAUGGAUGCAUAAUGAUAUCCUUUUCC
Aspergillus eucalypticola CBS 122712 is the source of this 1762-nucleotide messenger RNA. Its product is annotated as glutamate dehydrogenase. Lineage: Eukaryota; Fungi; Ascomycota; Eurotiomycetes; Eurotiales; Aspergillaceae. The record is from RefSeq and is a predicted model, not a curated record. Gene Ontology annotation, molecular function: L-glutamate dehydrogenase (NADP+) activity. Gene Ontology annotation, cellular component: cytosol. The coding region runs from base 254 to 1636 and encodes 460 amino acids. The transcript is spliced from 3 exons.